Molecule: messenger RNA, 4031 nt
Organism: Tachysurus fulvidraco (yellow catfish)
Lineage: Eukaryota; Metazoa; Chordata; Actinopteri; Siluriformes; Bagridae
Gene: dennd6a
Product: DENN/MADD domain containing 6Aa
Exons: 20
Coding region: 203-2002 (599 amino acids)
Cellular component (GO): recycling endosome
Molecular function (GO): guanyl-nucleotide exchange factor activity
Source: RefSeq, a predicted model, not a curated record
AAGUGUAUUGUAUGAAGAUUUGUGAAUUUUCUGAGCAACUCAAAACGGUCCCUGGUAUCGAGGCCCUCUACGUAAGAAGCGUAACCUGGGUCAUGAAUGUGGCUUUGUGUUUGCGGCGUAAACUCCGGGUUGUUUUAGGUAACUAACAGUCAGCAGUGACGGUAAGUAACCAAGCGAAGAAUCACACUUUUGGUCCCCGAGUAUGGCCUCGCAAGGGUCGGAGGACGUAUCAGAACAGACUGAAGAAGCCACACAGGACGAGGAGGAUUUGCGGAUCUCUCCAGCGGAGGAGAUGCCCGCUGACGGGCCCGGGGAUGUGGAGCCGGAGCAGCUGCUGCUGCCGUGGGACCGCUUCUCCGCUUGGCUUCACUGCAUCUGUGUAGUGGGCUUCGACCUGGAGCUCGGACAGGCCGUGGAGGUUAUUUACCCUCACCACUCCAAACUCACCGAGAAAGAGAAAAUGAGCAUCUGCUACUUGUCAUUUCCGGAUUCGAACUCGGGCUGCUUAGGGGACACACAGUUUUGCUUCCGGUUCCGGCAGGCGGCGGGCAGAAAGUCGUCGCUCAGAUGUUUUCUGGACCACUGCGACAGAGACGCACCGGUUUGCCUCAAGAAAGACCAGGGGCAUUUCUACGGUUAUGUUUACUUCAGGCAAGUUCGAGAUAAAACACUGAAGAGGGGCUAUUUUCAGAAGUCUUUGGUUCUCAUCAGCAAGCUUCCUUACGUCACCUUCUUCCACUCACUUCUGAAACUCAUCGCCCCGGAAUAUUUUGAGAAACAGGAGCCGUGUUUAGAAGCCGCUUGCAAUGACAUUGACCGUUGGCCAACACCGUAUCCAGGCAAGAUCUUAUCUCUUCCGAUCAUGGGCAUCGUCAUGAAGCUGCGUAUACCGACGUGUUACGACAAGCCAGGCACCUCGCAGCUUGUGCAGUCCGCUUCGAGCGACUCUCUCGUGUCUGUUGUACUUCCUACCAUCCACGAAGUGGAUCUCUUCAGGUGUUUCUACCCUGUGUUCUUUCACAUCCAGAUGUUGUGGGAGCUCGUGCUGCUCGGGGAAGCGCUGGUUGUCAUGGCACCAUCACCGGCAGAGUCGUCAGACACAGUGCUCGCUUUAGUCAGCUGCAUCGCACCGCUACGUUACUGCAGCGACUUCCGGCCAUACUUCACCAUCCACGACAGCGAGUUCAAGGAAUACACGACUCGAACCCAGGCUCCGCCGUCUGUCAUUCUGGGCGUAACAAAUCCUUUCUUCGCCAAGACACUCCAGCACUGGCCUCACAUCAUCCGCAUAGGUGACAUGAAGCAAACAGAAAUGGUCAAACAGAUGAAAGUGAAGAAAUUAAAGAAUUUGAAAACUCUGGAUUCCAAACCAGGAGUUUACACCGCAUACAAGCCUUUUCUGAACAAAGACGAAGACAUCAUUAAGCAGCUCCAGAAGGGAGUUCAGCAGAAACGUCCAUCCGAGGCCCAGAACGCCAUUUUGCGACGAUAUUUCUUGGAAUUAACACAAAGCUUCAUCAUUCCGUUGGAGCGUUAUGUGGCCAGCCUGAUGCCUUUACAGAAAAGCAUAUCUGCCUGGAAAAGUCCUCCUCAGCUCAAGCCGUUUGUACAGGACGAGUUCAUGAAGACUCUGGAAAAGGCCGGUCCUCAGCUCACGUCCCGCCUCAAAGGAGACUGGAUUGGUCUUUACAGGCAGUUCCUCAAGUCACCCAACUUUGACGGCUGGUUCAGAAACCGCAGGAAAGAGAUGAUGCAGAAGCUGGAGGCCCUGCAUCUCGAGGCGCUUUGCGAAGAGGAUCUGCGACUACGAAUUCAAAAACACACCGAAGUGGAGACGGUCGAUCUCGUUCUCAAGCUGAAAGAUAAACUGACGCAGGCUGAGCGAGAGCAGCUGCCGGUAAGCACAGGAACACUGGCCAAACUUCAGUCCCACAUUGACUCUAUUAUCCUCUCGCUUCCAGAUGACCUGCAGGGAAUCCUGCACAAACCAGCCACACCCUGACCCUGAACACACACCCCUGCAGAAACAAGUACGAGGGGACUGAGCCAAUCACAGUUUUGAGGAGUUUGGAGGGUUUAACACCAGAAAUGCUCCACAUAAGCUGUGAGCAAAUUUCUUUCGCAGGUACAGUUACCCCUAGAGAUCUAACGAGAGCGAAGGGUUGGAGCCGUGGUGCAAUGCUGGCAUUGCUGGAGCCCCGGAAGAGGCAGCACCAGCUCUCAAUGACAUUCUCUGCUCUCUACGUGAAGAGAGGUGUUAGGAAUGUGCUCAUUCUUAAUAUUGAUGACUUUUUGUCUCUCACUGUGUGAGACUGACCUUUUGGAUUCCCGUCUCAUUUUUAAACACGACUGCCUGGACAUUUACGGAGACGAACCGAGUUAACCAUGUAAGAAGCAUACAGAACGAAUCUAGAGAGAUGAAUCUUGAAAACAUUUAACGCAGUGUGGAUUAGGUCUGUUUUAGAUAACGGAUUUAGGGUUUGUUUUUUUCCGCCCACCUCGUACAUCUGAAAGCUUAGAAACCUGCACUCGUGUGAUCAAAUUAUAUCCGGUAGGUUUAUGCAACGAAGAAACAGACACGGUUUUAACGAAGCUGAUCAUGAUUUAAUACAUCGAGACGUUUCACACACAAGACCUUACGUAUGUUUAGGACGUUAACACGUCUACAGGAGUAAAUCACCUAAUCAUCUGACACUCAGCAUUACAUCAGGAGGUGCUGCACAGCAUUAAUGCCUUUUUAGAAUGGAUCUACUAUUAAAACUUUAAGUAUAUAAUGUCGGUCUAAAAUCUCGUCUAAAGAAAAAUAGGUUACUUUUUGGGUUGUUUUUUUUUUGUUUUGUUUUUUCUGAUCGACAGACUUUUUUUUCUUAAUAAUUUUAAAAAAUGUUAUUGCCUAAGCUACAGGUUCCCAACCUCUGUGCUGAACAGUUUAAGCUCUAACCUACCUUAAAUAAGUAUCUAAAUAGCUUUUGAGAGCAUCACAGCACUAAAGCGUUCAGUUUAAACCGUUCUCUACGGACGGCUUGGGAACCUUCGGCAGAGGCAGACGACGUGUUUGCGAAAGGGCGCCCUCUGGGGGUCAGGUUAGUUUUGACCAUUAUAAUAACGUACUGCUGAGUCUGCUAUACUGCUGUACUGCUUCAUUCUGAUCUCUUUGCUUUUUAAUUUCUACUCUCACAUAUUUUUUUUUCCCUCUGUCUGUUGAUUACGAUUAUAUCGAAGUAUCUGACUAGAAUUGCAUGAAAUCGAAGACGUCAAAGCGCCUAAGAGUCCUGCAGGAGUUCUUCCAUCAUGUGCCUUGAGAUAUGAUGAGGAGCAAAAUGUAGAAACGACCAAAGAUACUGUUCUGUUCGGGGUGGUGUAUUUUUUAUUUCUUUUUUUUUAUUAUUAUUAUUUAUUUUUUUAGCACAGAAUCAUUGACUGACACCUGAAGAAAUAUCGUCACUGUUCAUUUCGUGUUACUUCUGAAGUGACAAAGCCGGGUGAAGAACGAGGUUUAGUUACUCAAUAGCUCAGUGGACUGGAUUUGCAGGCUUGGAGACUCGACGCUUAGCGGAUAUGACGGUUGGCUUUCGGUCUGAGACACAGCAGAACGUGCCGUACGCCUGAGCCGGUCGUUAUUGGUUAGCGUAAAAGAUGUCUGUUAGGCAACCACUCGUGUUUUAUACAUACAGAGGAGCUUAUUUUAACAUGCUUAAAGUUUUAUAUAAAAGUAAAUUGAUAUUCUCUCGUGCAUAACACACUUGUCAAACAGUAUUUUGUAACACUGGUAUUUUUGAUCCUGAUCAUUUUUACAGUUAGACGGUUAUGUAGUAAUAAAGUCAUAAAAGGGCGAUGAACGACUCGGUGUAUAGAGAAGCACAGGUAUAAUGUGCUUGCACCAGGUUCCCUAUUUUGGCAUUAAUAUUUUUUUUUUUUCCAAGAGCCAUAACCACUAAUAAUGUUGCAUACACUUUGUAACGUGAAGUUUACGCAUUGCCUGUCUCCAUGUUGUUGUUGUUUUUUUAACUGUAAAUAAAUAUGCACAAUCA